Messenger RNA from Thamnophis sirtalis, 1227 nucleotides. NCBI's taxonomy places the organism in Eukaryota, Metazoa, Chordata, Lepidosauria, Squamata, Natricidae. The record is from RefSeq and is a predicted model, not a curated record.
UUUGCCCUCGGCCUCCUGAAGUACCUCUGGCUACCAUCAACGUAAAUAAAGAAGCAUACAGUCCUGGAGAAGACAUUAUCUAUCAAUGUAUCCCAGGUUAUAUUCCCCAGUCUAGCUCAAGGAGAUACAUAUGUCAUUCAUCUGGUAAAUGGCCUACCGUUACAUUCAGAUGUACACCCAAGAAAUGUCCCUAUCCUGGACCCUUGAACAAUGGAGAAAUACACGUCACUGACCUCAACUACCUGAGUAUCAUAAGGUUUUCCUGUAAUACUGGGUUUGUUCUUGAAGGACCAACAAGCAGCCAAUGCCAGGCAGAUGGGAGCUGGAAUGCAAGCCUGCCUGCAUGCCAACCUGUGAUUUGCCCUCCACCUCCAGUUUCUGAAUUUGGAGCUCUCUCGUAUCAUAGAAUUGAGUCUGGAGAGGACUUUUUUUUCCAAGAGACAAUCCGAUUUAGCUGUCUGUUACCUUUGGCACUGUUUGGAAGUGAAACAGCUACCUGCCAGGCUGAUGGAAGCUGGACUGCAUUACCUGAAUGCAAAUCUGUAGAGUGUCCGCCUCCAGAACCAAUAGAACAUGGAUUCAUAAACUUUGGUCUUCGUGGUAUUUUUCAUUAUCAAAAUACUGUGCAUUAUGGUUGUUAUGCACCUUACACUAUGGAUGAAGCUUCAGAAUCAAGGUGUGAGAAAACAGGAACUUGGUCAAAUAAACCAACUUGCAAAGCACCAUGUAACAUACCAGUGGGAAAAGCAACAGUGUUAUACAAUGGGCAGAAAAUAACGGUGAAAAAACUUAAGCAUAUACAACAUGCUGAAACCAUCUGGUAUUUCUGUAAAAGUAAGACAGAGAAGUGCAGUUAUAAAACACCAACCCAAUGCAUAGAUGGUCAACUUUCAGUUCCUGACUGUUUUGAAGAAUACAACUGGAUUGCAUCCUUGUUCAAAACAGAUCCAGCAGACAUGACUCCAUGUACAAACUAACUGAAGAUAUCAUCUCCCUGUCUGCCAUCAUAUCGAGAAAGAAAUACUUAUAAAUGGAGAAUACCUUCAAGAUCACAUAUUAUUUUUUCCAAAUACAUGUACCAGCAUAUGUAGUUUACUUUGAUGUGAUUCUUUUAAUAUUUUGCUUUGCAAAUUAACCUGAUGAAACUACUAGACUGUAUUGUACUACGAUGCAUAAAACACCCGGAUACUUUUCUAGCUUUGAUUUAAUAAAACACGUAUAAACCUC